AUGCCCCGCAAUCCUACGAGGCGGCUACGCCUUACCUGGGCCGAGAAGGUGGUCACUCUCUCGUUCAUGUCCUACAAGGCAAUCGCUGAAUGGGCCAUUGAGGCCUCCAGCGCGGUAGCCCAGCAUGCCAACGCACACGAAUCGCCUGGCGCCAACCACUUGCACACCGUAGAAGCUGCUGCGGUAGGUGAACAAGACGAGGGCGCAUCGGCGUGUUGCAUAGGGUGCUUUCAGCUGAUGCCACCGCUCCUUGAAUCGCUCCUCGAGGGCUCUGACGCCAGACUCGACUCAGCUGAACCCGAGCUACUGUGCGCAUCCUGCAUCCUCCGGCUAGCAGGUAAAGCCGAUGCAUCGUCGACGGUACAAUCGAGUGGUGGUGGAAGCGGAGCGCUGUCGCCGCUGCCGAAAUUGAGCCUUCUCGUGAAAGCUGAGGCGAAGUGCCAGGAUCAAAUGCAGCUCCUGUUAAGUCAGCAAGAAAUUUUAAAGCGACAGAGGGAGAGGCUGCAGGCAGCCAAGCGUGCAAAGGAGGAAUCGCUUGCCGCUCAGCGGGAGCUCGCUCGACAGCGACGGAGGCAUUUCUUGAUGAUACAAGGGCGUCGUAAGCGCGAGGAAGAGCUCAAGUUCCUGCAGCUUCAAGGUGAAGAAAACACAAGCCGCUCCGAGCAGGAAGGAAACAUGGGCAAGUCGAAAAAGAAGCCGAAGCCUCCAAAGGUCUACCAACCACUUCAAAGACGAAUAUCCGAGCCCUCUGCGGAGCUGUACGAGGUGAGUUUGCCCCACCUGACGACGCAAUUAUCCAAACCCGAUCAGCCCCUCCAGCCACACAGUACCAAUAACAACGACAAGAUCUGCUCAGCGGAGACCCACCCCACAACUAGCUUCUCCGAGCGACGGAGACAGAUGAUGGCUUGCUACUCGCAGGAUCUAUCGCCACUCAUCUAUGGCCGCAAGCCCAGGCGUCUCCCCUUCCCUAAGCCUGUGCCUGCUAUCGUCCCGAGUGGUAUGAUCAUGAGGAGACAAUCAACUGACAACGAUAGUCAACUAACCGCAGUGGCGGCAAUUCAACGUAACAAAAGCCAACAGAACGGUAAAGUUCCAGCACAAAAAGAUAUGAAGCUGCGCCCUCUGGGUGACAAGAUGCCAAAUGUCAAAACUAGCAAUCAGUUUGAACACUCCCACUGGAGAGGAAGCCACGAAGCUUUCAACAAGCUCUCAGUGCAGCUCUCCCACCGUCUAGAUGACCACCCCUCUCCGCUGACAGCAGAGAUCAAGCCCGUGUCGUGGGCAAGUGAGCUAUUUCCACAGGACGGCUCGACGGACGAAGUUGACAAAUCGGUCUUUUCGGUACCGCUGCAUCGUGUUGCUGAAAACCCCAACGACGACCAGCAGUUCAAGCUGUUUCCUCUUGAGCGCCAGCUACCGAACCCCACCUUUCCUUCUUUGGAGAUAAAGCCACAGGUAGAUGUGACCACAGCGCCUCGGUGGGAGUAUUCAGCCGAGCGGCUGUCGGGUCUCCUGGAGAAGUACAACGUGUCCGUCGGUCGUCACGACUGCAACAAGUGCACCAAAGCUUCGACCGUCAGUAAAGGGGUUGACAAACGCGCUUGA
This is a messenger RNA of Phytophthora infestans T30-4, 1608 nucleotides long. RefSeq lists its product as uncharacterized. Lineage: Eukaryota; Oomycota; Peronosporomycetes; Peronosporales; Peronosporaceae. The record is from RefSeq and is a predicted model, not a curated record. The transcript is spliced from 2 exons. The coding region runs from base 1 to 1608 and encodes 535 amino acids.